GGGCCGGCGCAUUCCAAGAUGGCGGCGGUGGCGGGCGGGUCGCGGCGCUGGGACCCGGCGGCGCUGGGGCUGGACCCGUCCUGGCGCCUCACGGCCUACGGCGAGCUGCGCGGCUGAGGCUGCAAAGUCCCGCAGGAGACGCUGCUCAAGCUCCUGGCGGGACUGGAGGGGCAGCGCCCGGGAGGAGGAGGCGGAGGGGAAGGGGCGGAAGCGGAGAGCGGCGGGGCCCCGGCGCUGGGCAUCGGGCUGGACUCGUGUGUGAUCCCGCUGCGGCACGGGGGGCUCUCGCUGGUGCAGACCACCGACUUCUUCUACCCCAUCAUCGAUGACCCCUACAUGAUGGGCCGCAUCGCCUGUGCCAACGUGCUGAGUGACCUGUACGCCAUGGGGGUGACAGAGUGUGACAAUGUCCUGAUGCUGCUGAGCGUCAGCCAGCGCAUGAGCGAGGAGGAGAGGGACAAGGUGAUGCCGCUGAUCAUCCAGGGCUUCCGGGACGCGGCCGAGGACGGGGGGACGUCGGUGACAGGGGGACACACCGUGCUCAACCCCUGGGUCAUCGUGGGGGGCGUGGCCACCGCUGUCUGCCAAUCCAGCGAGUUCAUCAUGCCGGACAGCGCCGUGCCUGGGGACGUGCUGGUGCUGACCAAGCCCCUGGGGACACACAUGGCUGUCACCGCCCACCAGUGGCUGGACAUGCCCGAGCGCUGGAACAAGAUCAAGCUGGUGGUGACACGCGAGGAGGUGGAGCUGGCCUACCAGGAGGCCGUGGCCAGCAUGGCCACCCUGAACCGUACCGCCGCAGGGCUGAUGCGAGCCUUCGGGGCGCACGCGGCCACCGACGUGACGGGUUUCGGGGUGCUGGGGCACGCGCGGGCGCUGGCGGCGCAGCAGCGCCUGGACGUGGCCUUCGUCAUCCACAACCUGCCCAUCAUCGCCUGCAUGGCCGCCGUCAGCCGGGCCUGCGGGGGCCGCGGGGGGCUGCUGCAGGGCACCGCGCCCGAGACCUCGGGGGGGCUGCUGGUGGUGCUGCCGCGGGCCCAGGCCGCGCGGUUCAGGGCUGGGGGGCUGCUGGUGGUGCUGCCGCGGGCCCAGGCCGCGCGGUUCUGCGCGGAGCUGAAGGCGCCGGGGCGCGGCGCGGGGCUGCAGGCCUGGAUCGUGGGCGUGGUGGAGAAGGGGCCCCGCGGCGCCCGGGUCAUCGACAAACCCCGCGUGAUCGAGGUGCCCCCCCGAGGGGCCCCCCGAAAACCCCAAAGGGACCCCAAAGAAAACCCCAAAGGUGGCUCAGAGCCACCCCGAGCCCCCUGCUAG
Passer montanus (Eurasian tree sparrow) is the source of this 1308-nucleotide messenger RNA. RefSeq names its product selenide, water dikinase 1-like. NCBI's taxonomy places the organism in Eukaryota, Metazoa, Chordata, Aves, Passeriformes, Passeridae. Gene Ontology annotation, cellular component: cytoplasm. The transcript has 10 exons. Gene Ontology annotation, molecular function: ATP binding; selenide, water dikinase activity. The record is from RefSeq and is a predicted model, not a curated record. Gene Ontology annotation, biological process: L-selenocysteine biosynthetic process.